CUUUUGAGAAGGUACCAUUGGAUCUCUAGGGAAUGAUUGAAUGCGCUUAGUGUAUUGGUUUGGGUUCUUUGCUGCACAGUUCAUGCUUUGUUCCAGCACCCUCCAACCGGUUACCGGCCGAUUUCACGCCCCUUGGGUGCAUGGCCUGGAGCUCUGUCGAUGUCCAAGAUGAUGUGGAAUUCCGAUUCGAUGCAUGUGAAGAAGCAGAUCGAGAGAGACAAACACCUUCCAAAAAGUGGUUCGGACAGCAGCGGCACCCAUGAAUCCUUCCCAGUGCAUGGUUUGGCAGACACAGAUGGCUGCAAACGAAAAGCUUCGGCCGUUUUGGGAGGGUACGAAGUUGAAGAUGGUGGAAGUUUGGGAGGAUACGAAGUUGAAGAUGGUGGAAGUGAGGAGCACAGCCCUCUUGGAAGGUUCACAGGGAGCUUUCGUGGAGAGGUGGACAAGAUACAUCAGACCAAAUCGGACUUAGCAUCCAAACCAUUGAAAGGAGGCAAGCUCGUCCUGAGACCAUAUGGCCUAGAUGAGAAAGCCUCAGCCAAAGCAGAGCUCCUCCAACGAGCUUUGGAAGGUCACUUUGAGCUGGAAGGCCCUGGGCGGAAGGUUGUGGUCGGAGACCAAGUGGUGGAAUUGGAUUUCCUAUGUGCCAAGAUGGAGGAAAGUGAGGUUGACUACGUCAAAACCUUGCACCGCGACCGUGAAAGGACCAUUGAUGUAUCUGUGGUGAAGACCAGCCGCUUCGGUGAAGUCGUCAGGAAGACAUACCUGACGCAGACCAUGCAUCGAUUUCGACGACAUUCAUGUCUUCAAGACCAACUCCUCUAUGAGGCCGCAAUCAUCAAGUCCUUGUCAAAGGUCGAGGGAGUGGUUCCAGUUUUGGCUUGGUCCAAGUGCUCACCCAAGUGGUUUCCUGGGUGCGACACCUACCAGCUGCGUAGUUUGUACUUUCCAUACAUAGACGGCAACCAUUCACCCAAAGAGCCACAGGACAUUCACUUGUACAUGAAGCAGUUGCUUCAGGUGCUUGAUGCUCUACACCUUCGUGAAAUUGUUCACUGCAAUAUCAAGCGCGAGAAUGUGCUUUAUGCUGACGGAAAGCUCACCUUGAUUGACUUUGAGUCAGCUGUGAACGAACACGAACUUGUUGACAUGGGCAAUUCAGAGUAUGGCAAUGACUUGGAGGUGUGCUACCGAUCCAACCCCUACCACAGUGCUCCAGAAGUGUUGAUACCUCAAACCGGCCGAAGCAAGCAUGGCCACAAUGUCUUGUACGGACAUCGGCGGGAUGUGUAUGGUGCAGGCAUUAUCCUAGCUGAGUUACUGCUUGGAAUGGAUGAACAUACUCGACUUUUCUAUCAUAGUCAUAGUGAAUAUGGCCGUCGCAGUCAUAGUGAAUAUGGCCGUCGCAGUCGCGACCGGGUCAAUCUGCUCUUCCGGGUCAAUCUGCGCAAACAAUUCCAUGAGAACUUGCGUGGUCGCCGAGGGAACAUGCAAGAGGCAUUGGAUGGUUUGCGAAUGUAUGGCAAGCUUAAGGGAACCAUGUUUUACAAGUGACUCGGUGAAUUCCUUGGCCGUAUUUAAUUAUAUAAUGCCUGUGAGCCAAGCCACCUGUAUUUGAUUGCAGCUGUGCUUUGUGUAUCUGCAACGAUGUUUUCAAUCUGUUGCAUUGUUCUCAUUUUCCCAAAGCCAGCUUUGUAGAUGUUAUGUUACAGUAUAUACUCUUUCAAGAGAAGUGAGGCACGGAGCUGAUCUUGUUAAGC
This is a messenger RNA of Durusdinium trenchii, 1760 nucleotides long. Lineage: Eukaryota; Dinophyceae; Suessiales; Symbiodiniaceae. The record is from the annotation of a GenBank genome assembly.